This is a messenger RNA of Clonostachys byssicola, 1392 nucleotides long. The record is from the annotation of a GenBank genome assembly. Lineage: Eukaryota; Fungi; Ascomycota; Sordariomycetes; Hypocreales; Bionectriaceae.
AUGCGGUCCGAGGACAAUGAAAAGCACGAGACUUCCGGCACGGAAAAACAGCAAAACGGCUGUUCAGAUGUCAUAGCAUCAAGCGUUGAAAUGCAUGAUGCAUCCACCGAGCACAGAGAUAUCGCUGAAGGAAAAAAUGAGGCCGAGCAUUGGAACAAGCCUUUUACCAAUGUAGGAAGGCUGGGCUUUGCGUUUCUGUCCUUCAUCAUCGCCGGGAUGAACGAUGGCGCUGUUGGCUUGGAAGAAUAUUACAACCUUAGCUAUACCACUGUGUCGCUGGUUUUCUUGACACCAUUCGUGGGCUACUCUCUCGCAGCUUUUACCAAUGCGACUAUCCACAUGAAAUUGGGGCAGAGAGGAAUUGCCUUUAUUGCGCCGAUAUGUCAUAUCAUCACCUACGCUGUCUUGGCGAUACACCCACCUUGGCCCGUACUAAUUAUCAUCAAUAUAUUUAGUGGUUUCGGUAAUGGAGCAUGUGAUGCCUGCUUCUGCGCAUGGGUUGGUGUUAUGAGAAAGGCAAACACAAUUCAGGGGUUUAUGCAUGCUUGUUAUUCAGUCGGUGCUUUACUUGCGCCUAUGAUUGCAACCAGCUUUGUGGUUUCAGCAAAGCUGCCCUGGUAUACCUUCUACUACGUCAUGGUCGGACUGUCAGUAAUAGAAUGGGUUGGUCUUCUCACCACAUUCUGGCAUAGAACCGGGGCCGUGCAUCGGAUGAACCACCAGGACGAGUCAGAAAAGGGCGGAGUUGGCCUCCGUGAAGCGCUCAAAUCCAAGGUGACAUGGCUCUGUGCAGCAUUCUUUUUUGCCUAUAUGGGCGCAGAAGUUGGUAUCGGCGGGUGGGUUGUAACCUUUAUGCUACGAGUCCGAAACGCUUCGAGAUAUGCUUCCGGAGUCUCUGGUACUGCUUUCUGGGCAGGUAUGACGGUGGGGAGAGCAGGUCUCGGCUUUGUGACAGAACGGUUUGGUGAGCGCCUCUGCAUCACAGUCUACCUUGCAUUUGCAGUCACUUUUCAGUUGCUUUUCUGGCUGGUGCCAAACUUCGUCGUAUCUGCAGUCAGUGUGGCAUUUCUAGGGGUUUUCUUAGGGCCUCUAUUUCCUGGGGCUGUUAUGGUUACGGCAAAACUGCUCCCACAGCGCAUUCACGUCAGCGCUAUUGGUUUCGCGAUGGCAAUUGGGGGGACUGGCGGAACAAUCUUCCCUUUUAUUAUUGGUGCCAUCGCCUCACAUGCGGGCGUGGGCGUACUGCAGCCCAUCAUCCUAGCUCUGAUCGCUUUGGUGACUAUAAUCUGGCUCAAUUUCCCUCAUGUUAACGAGGAGGAAAGGCUACUUUUGAAAAUUGGUCGCUUGAUCAAGGCAGUUUCCACGAUACCCACGAAACAGGAGUCGGUUUGA